GUACUUAGGGCAGCACGCUGUCUCUUUUGACUGGACUGAUGUCAGUGUCCCCACGGUCAAUCAAAUCAGGGAGACGCUGAAGCGAGCGAAGCCCACCGCUCCAGGAUUGAAGAAGUCAAUCGAAGCUUUGCUAGCAGUACAUGUCCCGAGCUGGAAAAGCAUGCCUGUCGCUGCCAUGGCAGAGUACCUCGGGGUAUGGAUUGGCCCUGCUGCGAAUAUGGAGAUGUGGUCGAGGAUGUUUCGGGAGUGGGUGGAGGUGGUGCACGCGUUAACAAAGCAGCAGGCCGCUCCCUCGGUCGCCAUCCAGCUUUAUAACUCUCGUGCUGUCUCCAAGUUCUCCUACCUUUGCCAGCUUGCCCCUCUCCCCAAGCAUGUGGCGCGAUGGGAAUCGUGGGCGUUGCACAAAGUCCUUCAUCUCCCCUCUUGCACUUUCCCGCUCCAGGACCUCCUUGCUCUCAGGACCUGGGCCAAGGUUCGGCCCUUGUCGCUCAAGGUGCAAGCCACAGCGACCCUGUGGCGAGCCGCGGUCGUCACCAUCAAGAACUGGAGGCCGCUCUUCCGCCGCCUGCAGAAGAAGGCUAGGACCGCCCUCCCCAUCGUGCUCUGGACCCGCAAUUGCUGGUCACCUCCGUUCUGGCAGCGUAGGGCCUUUGUGCAGGAGCUGGCCGAGGCUGCGGCAGGUUUUGUUGAGAACGAAUGGCUGCGGGCUCCUGUGGCUCGUGCCAAGCUCGCCCUGAAG
Molecule: messenger RNA, 739 nt
Organism: Prorocentrum cordatum
Lineage: Eukaryota; Dinophyceae; Prorocentrales; Prorocentraceae
Source: the annotation of a GenBank genome assembly